GUGAGGAGGACGACCACAUGGUGGCCAGAGGAGAAUAUGACUUUACAGCUGCUUCUCAGGAGGAGCUUUCUAUGCAAGCUGGAGAGAUGCUCGACCUCGCUCCUAAAGAGCUACAGUCCCGUGUGCAUGGCUGGCUCCUGGCCAGUGUGGACGGUGAGACCACAGGCUCGUCCCAGCCAACUACAUUAAGAUCCUCGGCAAGAGAAGAGACCGCCGGGCCGCAGAUAUGGCGAGGCUCGCUCAGACCCACCGGGUGUACACGCAGGCACCCCAAACAACCUUGGCUGCACAAAUACCCUAAUCUGUGCCUCUACUGCAUCCCAUGAACGUACAGCAUCUACCCGUAUCAUGUACAGUACAUGAAUGAUCCAUCUCGUCUUUCAGCUCAGUCUCAUCAGAUUCAUUAAGUUCACCUGUAUCCCCCUCCUGUGUGCAGUUUCCUCGUU
Oreochromis niloticus (Nile tilapia) is the source of this 446-nucleotide messenger RNA. RefSeq names its product probable peroxisomal membrane protein PEX13. The transcript has 2 exons. Bases 18 to 326 code for a protein of 102 amino acids. The record is from RefSeq and is a predicted model, not a curated record. NCBI's taxonomy places the organism in Eukaryota, Metazoa, Chordata, Actinopteri, Cichliformes, Cichlidae. Gene Ontology annotation, molecular function: protein binding.